CUUACUCCACAAUUUUCAGAAGUGCUCCACACCGAAAAGGAAUGUUCUACUAUUAAUAGCAGCGCGUCAAGCGGCGCUAUUACUCACCCAUUUGCCUACAAAUUCGACAACACUGGCCGCAGCUGUUGAUGAGAUAGGGGCAGCGCACAAAAACGAAAAAAAAAAAACAAGUUUCCGUCUGCAAAUUAAAUUUUAAUAGUGUUUCUUAAAAAAUAAGUGAAUUGCUGCAAAUAACAUUAAAAAUGUCCAAACUACUGGGUGUGCCACUGAAGAAGCCGUCUGAGGUGGACAUAAUAAAGCCACUGAACAAUCUAAUACAAAGCACCUACAAUGGAGCUAGUGCCGAGGAGAAGGCGCAGUAUGCAGAGGCUGUAAAUGAAUUUUCAAAGCAACGCAAUACAGCAAUUUGGAAGUUUUUCGAAAAGUAUGAGACAUCGCUGGAAAUCGUUUAUGCCUACUACGAUCAAAUAACCGCAUUGGAAACAAAGAUAUCCGCCAGUGAGCUGCAGAUACCAUUCAAGUGGAAGGAUGCCUUCGAUAAGGGUUCCAUUUUCGGAGGCAAGAUCAGUCUGACUCAUACCUCGCUGCAGUACGAGAAGGUAUGCGUGCUCUUCAACAUUGCUGCUUUGCAGAGCAGCGUGGCUGCCAGUCAGGAAUUGGACACGGACGAAGGUCUCAAACUGGCCAUAAAACUGUUGCAGCAGAGCGCUGGCAUAUACCAGUACUUGAAGGGUGCCACGCCCGCAGCUGUGCCCUCUGAACCGACUCCAGAUUUGAGUCAGGAUACACUAAUUGUGCUGCAGGCCUUGAUGAUAGCACAGGCCCAAGAAGUGUUUAUACUGAAGGCUAUUAAAGACAAUAUGAAGGACCAAAUCAUAGCUAAACUGUGCUGCCAGGGCGAGGAGUUCUAUGCCGAUGUGCUGCGUGCCAUGCAAAAGGAGUCGGUGCGCAGUCUUUGGGAGAAAGAAUGGAUACCCACAGUGGCUGGCAAGCAGGCGGGCUUCCAUGCCCUAACUCAGUUGUACCAGAGCCUUGUGUGUCGCUCGGCCAAGAGGAUUGGCGAAGAAAUUGCCCGUCUGCGCAAUGCCGUCGAACUGUUCAAAGCAGCGCAAUCCCGCGGCGGCAACGAUACCUAUCUGGAUGAGUACUUUAGUCGCGCUAAACGCAAUCUCGCCGAGUCUACCAAGGACAAUGAGUUUAUUUACAAUGAAAUGAUACCAGAGCUGAGCUCAUUGGCCUCGCCCGGAAAAGCGCAACUGGCCAAGCCGCUGCCUUUGGCCGCGCCAAUGGCUACAAACUUCAAGGACAUCUUCAGCAGUCUGGUACCCGUUGAGUUGCAUCGUGCGCUGACCGCUUCUGAUAUGCGCAAGAACGAGAUUGUCAAUACUGAAAUCAUGAAGCUGCGCGAGUCUACCCAAACCCUGAAUGCGGUGUUGGCUAGCCUAAAUCUGCCCGCUGCCGUGGAGACGACAGAUGCCAAUAGCGGCUUACCGCCAUCGUUGCGCGAAAAGGCUAACGAGGUGCGUGAGAAGGGCGGAAUAGAGCAUUUGCAGACAAUGCUAAAGGAUUUGCCGGAGCUGCUCAAUCGCAACCGAGAGAUCUUGGAUGAAACAGAACGGCUGCUGGAUGAGGAGCGAGACUCGGAUAAUCAGCUGCGCGCACAGUUCAAAGAGCGCUGGACACGCAUCAGCUCUGACAAGUUAACCGAAAUGUUUCGUACCAAUUCCAAGAAAUACCGCGAGGUCAUCACCAAUGCCAUCGAGGCCGAUAAGGUGGUUCGCCAGAAGUUCGAAGCCAACCAGAAGGGUAUUGAGCUGCUCUCAAUGCCGCCGGAACAAAUACAGCAAUCGCUGCCAUCGGCUAGCGGCAGUGUGGAUCCCAACUGUUCCAGUGUGCAGCGUCUCAAGCAUCUAAUGGAAGCUGUUGAGACAAUCAAGGCAGAGCGUGAUGCUGUUGAAUCGGAGCUAAAGUCGGCCACAUUCAAUAUGAAGGAUGACUUUCUCCUUGCUCUGCAAAAGGAUGGUGCCAUCGAUGAGCCAGCCCUGUCGCUGUCACGCAUUGGUCAGGUGCUAAGCCCAUUGCAGGCUCAGGUUAAGGAAAGUGUGGAGCGCCAAACAACGUUAGUCGCUGACAUACAGAGCGCCCAUGGCACCUUCGUAGCCGAAACAGGCACCUGUGGCAGCUCUCGCGAUACACUGUACCAGGAGCUGGCCACCGCCUACGACAGCUAUAUCGAGCUAUCUGGCAAUCUGCAGGAGGGCACCAAGUUCUACAAUGACCUCACCCAGUUGUUGGUUGUGUUUCAGAAUAAGAUCAGCGAUUUUGUGUUUGCACGUAAGACCGAAAAGGAGGAACUCCUCAAGGACUUGACCACCGAAUCGAGUCGCCAGGCACCGCCGGCUACACCGGCUCUGCCAUCACAUUAUGCCUCCACGUCGGGCAGCGGCAGCGAUAUUCCAAAUGUGCCUGCAACAGCUGCUGCUUCGAAUGCUCCGUAUCCAGCUCAGGUGCAUAUGCCCCUGCCUUAUGGGGCCUCGGCAAAUGUGCCGUAUCCUACAUAUGUACCACCGCCCAUGCCACAGAGCUUCAAUCCCUAUGCCACUCUGCCAUAUCCAGGCGCACCCUAUCAGUAUGGUGGCUUCCCUCAGGGACCGGCACCCGGAAACUAUGGCACAUAUCCCGGAAGUUUUGCUCAUCAACAUGGCGGCUAUCCCAACCAGAAGCCACCCGGCUGGUAAACUGGC
Messenger RNA from Drosophila hydei, 2744 nucleotides. RefSeq names its product programmed cell death 6-interacting protein (gene ALiX). Gene Ontology annotation, cellular component: endosome. The coding region runs from base 243 to 2738 and encodes 831 amino acids. The transcript is spliced from 6 exons. The record is from RefSeq and is a predicted model, not a curated record. Lineage: Eukaryota; Metazoa; Arthropoda; Insecta; Diptera; Drosophilidae. Gene Ontology annotation, molecular function: protein binding. Gene Ontology annotation, biological process: mitotic cytokinesis.